Molecule: messenger RNA, 772 nt
Organism: Rosa rugosa (rugosa rose)
Lineage: Eukaryota; Viridiplantae; Streptophyta; Magnoliopsida; Rosales; Rosaceae
Product: umecyanin-like
Exons: 2
Coding region: 117-629 (170 amino acids)
Cellular component (GO): plasma membrane
Molecular function (GO): electron transfer activity
Source: RefSeq, a predicted model, not a curated record
UUUCUUUGGAACAUAUAUUCUCAUCAGACAUCAGUAGUACUCAGAUACAAUUCCAUUUGAAGAGAAGAGAGGCCGGUAAACAUAUCAAGAAAGAAGGAGAAGCUAGAGAGAUCGAGAUGGAGAGCCAGAAGAAGAUGAUGGUUGUUUUUGGGUUAGUUGCGGCUGUGUUUUUACAGUGUGUGGCGGCACAGACGACCCAUGUGGUGGGAGGUAGCGUAGGCUGGACCAUACCACAGACCGGUGCACAAGAGUAUGUCACAUGGGCGUCUGGUCAGAAGUUCGUAGUUGGUGAUUUUCUGAUUUUCAACUUCACGACAAACUCACACGACGUUCUGGAAGUACCCAAAGCAUCGUUCGACUCUUGCAGCUCCACCGGCAGCACCAUCAAGACCGGCCCGGCCAACAUCACUAUCAACUCCACCGGCGAACAGUACUACAUCUGUACUAUCGGCAACCACUGCCAGUCCGGCCAGAAGCUCGCCAUCACCGUCUUAACAUCCGCCACGUCACCCGGAGGCUCUCCUUCUGCACCAUCUCCAUCUACCACAGCUAACAACACGCCGGGGGUGACGUUUUGUGCUGGUUUCGUUUUGUGCUCGUUGUCCCUUGUAAUGGGAUUGUUCUUUUAGAGACGCGUAUAUACAUACUGUAAUUUAUUAUAUCCCAUUGUUCAUUUUGGAUAUUUUGAGAGAUCGAUAGACAAUAAGGUUAAUGUUGAUUGUUAUUUGAUUUUUAGCAUGAUGAUAUAUUUUUGGAGCGCAUGAUUAUCGAU